UCCUUCCUCCCCCAACUCCUGCUCCUCUAUACUCUCCUUGGAUUGGUUGCAGCCAGGAUCGAUUCCUUCCGCCGCCGCGCCGCCAGCCGUUUCCUCCCGCCGCCACUUCCCCGGCGCACUACCCAUCCAACGCCCCCGGCGCGUUCUCCAGGCGAUCGUCUUUCGUCGGCGGCGCGAUGGCCUCGGCGGCGGCGGCGGCGGCGCUGUGGCAGCCGCAGGAGGAGGGGCUACGCGAGAUCUGCGCGCUCCUGGAGGCGCACAUCUCCCCCAACUCCGACCAGGCGCGCAUCUGGCAGCAGCUCCAGCACUACAGCCAGUUCCCGGACUUCAACAACUACCUCGUCUUCCUCCUCGCCCGCGGAGAGGGAAAAUCUUUUGAAGUAAGGCAAGCUGCUGGCCUUCUAUUGAAAAACAAUCUGCGAGCGGCUUUCAUUUCCAUGCCGCCUCCAUCUCAGCAAUACAUCAAGUCUGAGUUGUUGACAUGUAUAGGGGCAACUAAUAGGGCAAUUAGAUCCACAGUUGGAACCGUUAUCAGUGUGCUUUUUCAAAUUGUUCGAGUCGCUGGAUGGGUUGAGUUGUUCCAGGCUCUACAUCAAUGUUUGGACAGUAAUGAUCUGGAUCAUAUGGAGGGUGCUAUGGACGCUAUCUACAAGAUAUGUGAGGAUGUUCCUGAAGAGCUUGAUGUUGAUGUUCCUGGUCUGUCCGAAAGACCAAUCAACGUAUUCAUGCCAUGCAUGCUGCAGUUUUUCCAGUCUCCACAUGCAAGUCUUAGAAAACUAGCACUGGGCUGUAUCAAUCAGUAUAUUGUGGUGAUGCCAUCGGCUCUGUAUAUGUCGAUGGAUCAGUACCUUCAGGGCUUAUUCAGCCUUGCGAAGGAUCCUUCACCAGAUGUUCGGAAACUGGUUUGUUCGGCCUGGGUUCAGCUCAUUGAAGUGCGGCCAUCAAUUUUGGAGCCACAUUUGAAAAAUGUUACCGAAUUGAUCCUGCAAGCUAAUAAAGAUUCAGACGACGAAGUUGCUCUUGAGGCUUGUGAAUUCUGGUCCGCAUACUGUGAUGUCAGCAUGCCUCCUGAAGGAUUGCGGGAGUUCUUGCCACGCUUAAUCCCAACUUUGGUGUCGAAUAUGAUCUAUACUGAUGAUGACGAAUCACUUGCUGAUGCUGAGGAAGAUGAAUCUUUCCCGGACAGGGACCAGGAUCUGAAGCCCCGCUUCCAUGCAUCUCGAUUACAUGGAUCUGAAACUGGAGAAGAUGAUGAUGACGAUGACGCUAUAAAUGCUUGGAACUUGCGCAAAUGCAGUGCUGCUGGGUUGGAUGUCCUCUCUAAUGUUUUUGGUGAUGACAUUCUUCCUACUUUAAUGCCUCUGAUCCAGCAAAAUUUGGGCCGUACAGAUGAUGAUGCCUGGAAGGAGCGGGAAGCUGCUGUUUUGUCUAUUGGUGCUAUAGCAGAGGGUUGCAUUACUGGAUUAUAUCCCCACCUUCCGCAGAUUGUUGCUUUCCUAAUCCCACUUCUUGAUGACAAGUUCCCUCUUAUACGGAGUAUUACUUGUUGGACCCUCUCUCGAUAUAGCAAGUUCAUUGUUCAGAGCCUUGGCCAUCCGAACGGUCGUGAACAAUUUGAUAAGAUUCUCAUAGGUUUGCUCAGAAGGAUAUUAGAUACCAACAAAAGAGUGCAGGAGGCUGCUUGUUCUGCAUUUGCAACACUUGAAGAGGAGGCUGCAGAAGAAUUAGUGCCCCGACUGGAUAUUAUUUUGCAGCACCUCAUGUGUGCAUAUGGGAAAUACCAGAGGCGAAACCUUCGGAUACUCUAUGACGCUCUUGGUACUCUUGCUGAUGCUGUUGGAGCAGAGCUAAACCAGACGAAAUAUCUAGAUAUUUUCAUGCCUCCAUUAAUCAUGAAGUGGCAGCAACUUCCCAACUCCGACAAAGAUUUAUUUCCACUGCUUGAAUGCUUUACAUCUAUUGCACAGGCACUGGGACCAGGAUUUUCUCAGUUUGCUGAACCAGUAUUUCAGAGGUGCGUCAGUCUUAUCCAAUCCCAGCAGUUGGCAAAGGUUGAUCCUGCUGCAGCUGGUGUGUUAUAUGAUAAGGAAUUCAUUGUCUGUUCGUUGGACCUGUUGUCCGGACUUACAGAAGGACUUGGUGCUGGUAUUGAAAGCCUGGUUGCACAAAGCAAUUUGAGAGAUCUACUUCUGCAAUGCUGUAUGGAUGAAGCAGCUGAUGUUCGACAAAGUUCUCUAGCACUUCUUGGGGACCUUUCUAGGGUCUGCCCUAUACAUUUGAAUCCACGUCUUCAAGAAUUCCUUAAUGUUGCAGCGAAGCAACUGACCCCACAAUCUGUGAAGGAUGCCGUGUCAGUCGCUAACAAUGCUUGCUGGGCCAUCGGAGAAUUAGCAAUCAAGAUUGGCAAAGAAAUUUCACCUGUGGUGAUCACUGUUGUGUCAUACCUGGUUCCUAUUCUAACAUCCCCAGAGAGCUUGAAUAAGUCACUGAUAGAAAAUAGUGCGAUCACUCUUGGGAGGCUUUCCUGGGUCUGUCCAGACAUUGUGGCCCCUCACAUGGAACAUUUCAUGCAAGCUUGGUGCAAUGCUUUGUGCAUGAUAAGAGAUGAUUUUGAGAAAGAGGACGCAUUCCAUGGCCUAUGUGCAAUGGUGGCAGCAAACCCAACAGGGGCUGUGGGUUCACUAACUUACGUGUGUCAGGCCUGUGCAAGUUGGAAUGAGAUAAAAAGUGAAGGUUUACACAAUGAAGUGUGCCAGAUUUUGAAUGGCUACAAGCAGAUGCUUGGGAGUGCUGGUUGGGAACAGUGUAUGUCCACCCUAGAACCAGCAGUGGUGCAGAGAUUAGCGAGAUAUGGUGUCUGAUGAUGAAUUUCGGUAUACAACCGGAGAGGCAAACAGCAGAAAGGGCCAAGUUUUACUGUGGGUUGCAUGAGAUUGGACGAUGUCACGUGUAGCUACAUUGUUGUUUGAUUCUGCCUGGGUCUUUGGUUGGUUGGUGUGUUGUAUACUCACUCUGGUGGUUUAUAUAGUCCCACACAGCUCAAAUGCACGGUGACAAUUGAGUUAGGAUGUUUUUCGUUGGCAUAUUUGAGUCGAGUCGAAAAGGGAGGCUAUGGUAUGUGUCAUAUAGGACUUGGGGGGUCGGUCAAUUUGUAUUGGCUGGGUUUCAGUGGGGUUGGUUUUGUUGUCACCCCAGCGGCAAACAAUGCGAAAAGAGUUUUGUUAGCGUGUAUUCUAUUAUGGGGAGAUGAGAGUAGGUCUAGGGUUUGAUGAUUUUUUUUUUGUUAUGCUUGAAAAGGGUCUCGUCCUUGUAUUGUUAAUUCAUUACCAUCAAUAAAAAAGAUAGGACAAAGUCUUGAAUUGCUCU
Brachypodium distachyon (stiff brome) is the source of this 3366-nucleotide messenger RNA. Its product is annotated as transportin-1. The coding region runs from base 177 to 2861 and encodes 894 amino acids. Lineage: Eukaryota; Viridiplantae; Streptophyta; Magnoliopsida; Poales; Poaceae. Gene Ontology annotation, cellular component: nucleus; cytoplasm. Gene Ontology annotation, molecular function: small GTPase binding; nuclear import signal receptor activity. The transcript has 29 exons. Gene Ontology annotation, biological process: protein import into nucleus. The record is from RefSeq and is a predicted model, not a curated record.